AUGGUGAAAAGCAUUAGCACUAAGACCCCGAAAGCUCCACUGUCAUUGGAAAUAUGCCCCCCAAAACGAGCCCUGGUGGACAGGGGACGGUUCAAAAGCAGCCCCACCACAGAAACACCACCACAGCCCAUCAAAUCUGGCAACCCAGACUCUGAAAACUACUUAACAAUACCUGUAGAAGGCAGGUGUGUCGGUCAAGUGAAACUGUCCAUUCAAGAGCAGGUAUUCCCAAGCAGCCCUGCUGCCAGUCAACCUGGCAUCACCGACACCAAGAGAUCCGAGCAUACUUCUAUCCAGUCCCUCAAACGGUCCCCUGUUGUCAUGGAGACGCAGCCCACGGAUACCCCCACCACCCCCACUACCACCACCAUCUACCACCGCUCUCUACCAGUGGUCAAGCAAGGAGCCCCCCAGCCGCAGGUGUUCUGCUUCUCCCCGUCCAUUGCCCCCCUGCCCACAACCCCUUCGGGGGGAGACCCCUUCCAGCCUACCCAGAGGAAGAUGCUCUUUGAUCCCACCACCGGACAGUACUACCUGGUGGACACUCCGAGUGAGCCAGUCACCCGGCGUCUCUUCGACCCUGAGAUGGGCCAGUAUGUGGACGUGCCCAUGCCUAUGCCACAGCUGCAGCCAGUGACCCCCAUGUCUGUGUCCCCCCUGGCGCUGAACACGGGAGGGGUGUACGCACCCACCUACAUGAUCUACCCGGGGUUCCUCUCACCCAUGCUUCCUGCACAGACGGUGAUAACACCCCAAGUCGCAUCCUACGUGGCAUCCCAAUUGGAGGACGACAGCGGGGAUACGGCUCACGGGAAAUACACCCUGGUGCGUGGGGGGGGACAGGAGGGUAACAUGACGGGGGCAGAGAGCCCCUACUACAGUGCUACUGGAGGGUCAGUGCCAGCGUCAGUGCCCAUCACCUUGGGCCACCACGUCACUACCCGGGGGAGUGCGGCCUUGUCAGAAGGGAAACCACCGGUCAUCAGCAUCACGUCGCAGCAACGCCCGAGAAUCAUUGCACCACCCUCCUUCGAUGGGACGACCAUGAGCUUUGUUGUGGAGCAUCGGUAACCACUAAGGGAAUAUACACAGAGUGCUUAUUGAGGAGCCUGUCCUGUGAUAAGUAGAUGUUUCAUGGUAAUCUUCUCACACCCUUCUUCGCACCCAGUCCACCAAAUUCCACCUGAACCCACAAUGUUUCCAAGCCCAACCACCUGCCACCAUCACCACCCCAUCCAACUCUAUCCUGCCGGUGGUCUUUGCAGCACGUCUGUAUCUGUAAAGCUAUGCUUCAUGCCUACAGCUUGUUUGUAAGGUAGCUAAUUGCUUUGUAAAACUGCUUUCAUAUCUGUAUUUAGAUUACAGACUAUUCCUUUUGUUCAAAAGCAAUUGGUUUCAGGCACUGCAAUAUUGUGAUUCAAAAGGAAAUAAUGUAGACUGUUGUCCAAUUAAGAUUCAACAUUUCAGACACUUUAUUGGGUCCACAAACAUUGAAUUCAGCACAUUUCCCAUCCUGCGAAGCAAACGUCUGUUUUUGAAUUCAGAACAAGUUGUGUUUGUUUCUCAGUUAUUGUUGAAAAAAUGAUAUUGCAGCAUAACAGUAUCAUUCAUCAUACAAUAGCAUUCAAUGUACAAGCUGCUAUGAUUCAUGGGAGAAUAAGUAAACAUUUCAAUUUAAGUGGAAGUUAGGAUUCACUCGAGUCCAGUAAACCUGUAGUUCAGAAUAGCAGAAUAGAAGGCCCAUAAAAGUCACACACGUGUGUGUGUGUGCGUGCGCGAGUGUGAUUGUCCCAACAAAAAUAUUUAAUCAGUAGAUGUACAAUAGACCCUGUUACACCAUACAUUGGAAAACAUUUGCAUUUGCAGGGGGGUUAAUUCCAAUUCAAUGCAUCAUAUAGAUUGAAAAUCCAAUCCAGGAAUUAUUUGUAAUUAUUUUUUAUUUUUUAUUCUCUAAACUGAGGCGUUUCCUUUUUCGCUUGGCUCUUUGGUGACCUGGAGAAGUAGUAAAAAGAUCCCUUUCACUCUCUGAACUAGCUGCACCCUUUGUUUCCUCAUUUUGCAGCUAAUAGCCACACAGUUAUUGGAUUGUAUGAUUUGAUGUGCUUUUAUAUGACAUUUGUAUGGCACUCUCCUUGUAUGCAAAUAAUAUGAUGAUAGACUUAAGAGAAACACACUAAGUGUGUUGCUGAGAAAAGCUGGAGCCCUGGGACCUGCCACAUAUUUAGUGGUUGUUUAGAGUCAGAGGUUGGCUAUAUAGUAUAUUUGGGGCAAACAUUUCCCAAGUAGCUUUACUGUAGGCUUAGGGGAGCCAGCUAUAGUUGAGUCAUUUUAUGGGAUAACCUCCUCUAUAGGUUUUGGCUAACUUUUACACUCACGUGUAAAAGGACAAUGAUAUGGUGCCUGUGUGUGUAUGUACUGUAUGUGUUUAGUAAUUGUGAGGUAUUAUGCAUUAUGUGAACAGACAACAGGCUAGCGUGUUACAGAAGAACUCAGAUAAAUUAGAAGUGCAUCAGUCGAUCAUUCAUUCAUACAUACGUUUUUUUAAAUUUAAGAUUUCACAAUGGUUUGGGUGGUUGCCUACUUGUAAACAGGAACGGGAAAGGAAUUAUCUUUCCCUUUGAUCCUUUUCUUAAAUGGCAAUUAUUUAAAAAAUAGUGGAUACUGCUAAUUCAUCCCCAUUCUGAAUACUUUCAGAAUAAUUCUGAAUGCCAAUUGUAAAAAAUGCUUAUAUUCAUAUUCACAGGACGAGGGUUGGGGUGAAUUCAAAUUUCAAUUCAGUAAUUUCAGGUCAUGAUUUGAAAUCAAAUUAAUUCAUUGAAAAUUGCUCAUUAUUAAAACAAAUUGGGAUGUGGACUUUUACAUUUAUUAAUACAAUUUCAACUCACACCCAGGGAUGAAUGAGCUAACAUGAAAUUGACUCCAAACUUAAAAAAUAUACUAAUCUCUUUCUUUCCUUUUGAACAAUUUUGCAGUGCAACAAUAGACACUCACGCUUAGAGCAAUGGUGCUUUCUUCAGUUUUUUUUCUUCCAUGUUUGAAUGUGCAUACUGUAGGUUGCUGUUUUUCUUGUUUUACACAUUAGAAAAUGCAUUAAAGGUAUUUUCAGCUGCUGGUCAGUCUAUGAACCUGAAAAAUAUAUUUGAGUGUUCUGUCUGUGACAACAUACUGUAUAAAAAAGUACCCUGUGAGUUGAUUCCACUGUGGAAGAAAGUAUAGUCACAUUACAACCCACUGGGCCAUGGAUCUAUAACAUUUUGAAAAAUAUUCACCUGUUACAAAAGGGUGGAUUAAAUUGACUAACGCUAUUUCACCUUUAUCAUGCAAGCAUUUGGAUUCAAACGUCAAACAUGAUACCUUUCAAAAUGUCAAACCAGAGAAGACAAUUUACUUGUAUUUUUAUUUCACAUAUCAUUUCUUGUGUUGUUGGUUUUUAUGAAAUGGUUAAUAUACUGUGGAAUGUAAACUGAAUUUCCUUCUUAAGGGUGUGUAAUUGCUGUUGGGCACAUUAGUGCACUUGGCAGGCUAGAUAAAUGAUUUUAUUCGCCAACCAAUAGCAGUGUAUACUAUAACAGUUGAACAUUGGUCGAUGAUGUUUGUUGUCCUUCAAAAGGAAAUUUGUUAACUAUUAUCCUGAUGAAUUGUUGAAUACUAGAAUGAAGUCUAAUUGAAUCCUGACACAAAGUAGCACAUUCUAUUGAACAGGACAUUCACACUACUUACAGAGCCUUCAGAAAGUUUGGACUUUUCCAAAAUGUUUGUUGUGUUACAGCCUGCAUUU
Molecule: messenger RNA, 3778 nt
Organism: Salvelinus namaycush (lake trout)
Lineage: Eukaryota; Metazoa; Chordata; Actinopteri; Salmoniformes; Salmonidae
Exons: 2
Coding region: 1-1071 (356 amino acids)
Source: RefSeq, a predicted model, not a curated record